Cavenderia fasciculata is the source of this 294-nucleotide messenger RNA. RefSeq lists its product as uncharacterized. The transcript is spliced from 2 exons. The coding region runs from base 1 to 294 and encodes 97 amino acids. Lineage: Eukaryota; Evosea; Eumycetozoa; Acytosteliales; Cavenderiaceae. The record is from RefSeq and is a predicted model, not a curated record.
AUGUCAAUCUAUAAUAAACCAGUUGCUCACGGUGUUGCAUCAACAGCCAACCAACAAUCAGCAGCCGCCGAUGAUGAUGAUUGGGAGACUGAUUCAGAUUAUGUCAACGAUGUCACUGAAUUGGAACAACGUCGUGGGUCUAAACUCAUCGUCCCACCAUCAGACUCUGUUGUAGAUUUAAAGGAACUUCGUGAAAGAGUAUUCCAACAAGAUACUGAAGUUUUAAGACAAGAAUAUGAUUCAAAGAAACAAUUAUACGGAGGAGAGAGAGCUGAAAAGUCAAUCAAACAUUAA